This is a messenger RNA of Penicillium robsamsonii, 1788 nucleotides long. RefSeq lists its product as uncharacterized. Bases 1 to 1788 code for a protein of 595 amino acids. Lineage: Eukaryota; Fungi; Ascomycota; Eurotiomycetes; Eurotiales; Aspergillaceae. The record is from RefSeq and is a predicted model, not a curated record. The transcript is spliced from 2 exons.
AUGGCACAAGGCUCACAGGCUUCCAUUGUCAAGAUUGCCGGCGCAGGGUUUCGGCUUUCACUGCUCCUUAAUGCUGCCGCUUGUCAACUCGCCCAGUCCAGACUAGAAAUCCAUAGCAUCGCCAAGGGAAUCUCGCUUUUCGCUCUGACCCUCAAGCAUGUCGGGCAGACUAUCGAGGGUACCGAUGUGGACCAGUCUCCAGAGGCAACGGAGAAGGCCUGGGAGAUCGCCGGACAAGGCCAAAUGAUCUUCAUUGAAAUCGAACACAUGCUGGACAAACUAAAGGCAACUGAUAGAGACAAUGAUCUUAUGAGAAUCCCACUACAGGAGAGACUCAAAUGGUGUUUUCGGAAGCAACAUGUCACUUAUCUGCUAGCCCAGUUGGAAUCUCUCAAGCUCAGCCUGAUUGUGAUGCUACAAACUCUGCAGCUUGGAUACGUUAUCAAAUCUAACGUUGAUGAUGGGAUCGAUACCGAUUCCCUUACAUCCACCACCGACGACUCCCUUGCUCAAGAGAAAGCGGAAUCUCAGAAUAUGAUCAUCGUCCGAUACUGGUCUGUCAAGCGCCUCGAUCGCUUGUGGGAUCUUGUGGAACAGGAGACUUUGGAUGCCGCCAAUGACCUAACAAACCAGAGGAUCUGUUCCAAUUACUCAUCCAAUACGGCACGCUCGAAUCCGACAAGACUGCCCACCAUUACUUUUGGAGACAGUGACGUGGGACUGAGUGACAUGGAAAGAUCCCCGAAGGAUAUGGUGCAACUAUCUGAGAGCACAUUAAACCGGCUGCUUUCACUCUGGGUGCCUUUCAUUGACCCUUCGAAACUACACCACGCCGGCAAAGGCCUCGACACAUCCAACCAGCUAGUACAACCUCGAGUCUACGUCUCUUCGGACACCGAGGAUGACAGCGAAGAGCUACACCUUAAUAGUCACGAGAUUCGAGGUUACUAUCUCGAAGGACCAACAGUGGACUGGAGAGACCCUCAUUCACAAGAGGCCCGACAGCAUGCAGCAGAGUUACGCCGAAAGUACUCUAGCUACCAGGCCCAGGUGGAAAGUGAACCGGAGCCUGAUGAAUACCCCAAGCAUCGAGAUACUCGCAGCGACCCAAGAGUCAUCGACUCAAGUGAUGAGGGCGAGCAAAGAUCCAACUCUCUUCGGCCCUCACACAUCACCAACCCCAUGCAAGGUCGUUCUCACUCCAACAGCCUCUCAUCCAGAUAUCCUCCUGGUUACAACAAUCUCGACAGCAAACCCCCCGCAUACCCAAGCGGCAGCUUCCCAACCCCGAGCCAUGCUCUACCCCGUCCUCCACCACUGCCUUCACACGCGCAGCCAGGUCCUCCCCAGCCGUACAAAUACUAUCCAAACCAAGACUAUGCCACAGCGCCCCGAUCCAUCCCAAUGAACAUGAACCAGCCAAACAACCCAUCCAUCACCAUUCCCAAUACUAGCCCUUCUCCCAGAGGCUCAUCGCCAAACCAAGUCCAUUUUGAGACCCCCUGGGCCCGAAACCAGGCAUACAACAAUAUCCCCAACAACAGCAAACUCCAACCCCGCCAUUAUUCAUCUGCAUACCCACUUUCCUCCUCAUCCCCCGAGUCUAGCUUCCGAGCCUCACCGCCUCGCUCGGAUCAACGAUCCCCAUCGUCACACCCACGUCGCUCCUCGCGUGAAGAAGCCAAGGAGCGACAUAAAGCGUUGACUCGUAAUGCUACGAGGGGGUUGGUGGGAAUCGGGGCUAUUGCUGGGUUUAUGGAUGCGCUGGAGGCGUUUUCAAUUCUGUGA